CUCCCUCAAUUCAGUUUCCGUCAGUCCGUCAGGUCGUUGUUUAACCAGAACCAAUCGUCCUUAGACUGUGUUCUGCGGCGGUAUAAUUGUCUUUCCGAUCAUCGGUUUUCAGCUUAGUGAUAUUCCGAGGAAGAACUGUAUAUUCAGUGCGUAAGAACUUUAAGUGGAAGCGGGGUUUUAAGCUUGAUUAUUUGUCAAGAAAGUUUUUUAUCGCCAAAUUUUACGUUUCCGUUUCGAUCCCCCUCUGCGUUUGAUUGGCGUUACUUCACAACAAUUUUAAUUUGCCCAGUGAAAUUUCCAGUGUGGAAAUUGUAUUUUUGAACUCUUUUAAUUUUCUGACCUUUAAUUAAGUUUUUCUCUGAAUAAGCGCCAACCGUAAUUUUUUUUACUGUGUGCUUGUCGUCUCUAAAAUUCGCCACACUGCGGAGGCCUUCGUUUUUUAGUGCGUGCGAUCUGAAUUACUCUGAUCCGUCGGCGGUUAGUUAGUGUUUUACAAAUUCUUCCGAGUACGAGUCGAUCUCUUUUUCCUUCUCCAGCGUUCAAGUCUCUCGAUCUACAAAGCUCGAUAAAGCUUCUCCCAACGGCCGGUUUAGUUUCCAGUGGCCUGUUCUUGUAGAGUUCCAGCUCCUGUGAUCGACACUUCUACUCAUUUCCAUCAAUAUGUUCUCCCAUAGAGAAGCGUAUCCUUUCUCGCAUUACUAUGAUUAUGAGCCAUUCAUACGGGCCGUGGAGAAAUUCCCUCAGUUAUACAAUAGGAAACACCCAUUGUAUUGGAAAAUUCGCGGAUAUCCUGAAAAGAGAAGCACGUGGGAAGACGUCGGAAGAAUGUGCAACUUUCGACCGAUCAAUGCGUCCGAUAUCCAGACCGUUUGGGAAACUCUAAGACAAUCUUACACAAGUUAUCGCUUGCGGAAAAGGGAAAACGAAGCACUGGGGAAAGCACCACCGACGUGGAAGUACGCUGAAGCCAUGUCGUUUUUGGAACCUUACCUGCUGCAUAAAAGGAGGAAAAAUCCGGAAGUCCAGAAUGCAAACGCCACGGAAGGACAAAAGAUUCUCUCAGAGAAACCUGGUACGAGUGCCGACCUUCGUUCCAAUCCUGGUACCUGCGACAAAUCAAACAAACCUGCUUCGAACAUCUACCACGUCUCCAGUCCUUGUCCCUGCGACAAACAUCGCCUCUGCAACCACGGCGGCUUACCCACUCCCUCGGAUUCAUCCGUGACGAUUUCUUCAGUGGACGCAGACGACACGGAUGAAAGUGUCUCUCUCUCAUCAUUCUGCAUGGCCGACGCUGAUUCUGUAAAGGGACAGAUGUUAGAGCUGCCUCAGACGCAAAAUGAACCACCUCAUACGCAAGAUGAGCCACCUCCGACGCAAGAUGGGCCACCUCCAGCGCGACGAGUAAAGUUGGAACCAUCGGAAGACCAAACGAUGAGCCAUGGAUCUCCACCGACUCAGUCAAUGACAUCGGAGUCUUUUGCGACGGAACAAGCGAGUCAGAUGUCGCCUGUAGAGUACCGACCGAGAGUAUCACCUCUUGAGGAAGUGACGUUGAACUCACACAAUGUGCAACAACUGGGUCAAGAGUCAACACUGACCCAACGAGUGAGUCAGAAGCCAUCACUGGCUCAACCAUUGAGUCAGGAAACACCAUUCAUCCAACGAGUGAGCCAUGAGCCAUCACUAACUCAGUCAUCGAGUCAGGGAUCACCACUGAUUCAAAGAGUGAGCCAUGAGCCAUCACUAACUCAGUCAUUGAGCCAGGGAUCAUCACUGAUUCAAAGAGCGAGUCAUGAGUCAUCGAUGACUCAGCCAUCGAACCAGAAAUCACCUCGGAUCCAACUGGCUCAACCACUGAUUCGAGAGUCACCAAAAAUCCAAAGAGCGAGUCGCGAGUCACUACCGGUACAGCAAGUAACAUUGGAGUCAUCUUGGUCAGAGCAAGUCAACUCGCAGUCACCUUCAGAGGAGCGCAUGAGACGAGGAUCAACCUCUUUCGAAGGAGUGAUGUCCUCAACGGCCCAGCAAGUUAGUCACGAGUCACCGCAAAUCGGCAAUACGUCUUUUUCCAGGCGUAAGGUGAGUUUGGAGCCGUCUUCAAGGGAGGGAUUAAGAUCAGAAUCAUCCCCGGAUGCUCUAGCCCUGUUUUUUGUAGCUACCGAAGCGACAGUCCGCCGACUCAACCCCGUCUUGCAAAUUCAGGCCAAAGCCAAAAUCAGCGCUCUCAUGGCGGAGCUUGAGAUGCAGUCCCUUUUCCCGGACGCUUAAAUCAAUAUUUUCAAUUAAUAACCCUCCUUCUUCUCCAGACUUCCUUCCUCCGUCUCUUCCCUUUCUUCUUCUUUCCCCUACUCCUUCUCUCCUUACUCUUCCAUCUAUUUCUCCUUUUACUUCCUCUUUUAUUCCUCCUCCUCUUUUUCUUGCCUCAUUUCAUACUCUCAUCCUUCCCUCUCUACCCUUCUCCUUCUGUACCUCUCCUUUUCUCCUUCUCUCCUCCUACCCUCCGAUCACGCGGGCUUCGAGUACCACAUGGCAUCAUACCUGUGAAUUGUCACAAAUUAUCUUUGACAAGUUGUAAAUAUGAUAUUCUGACAAUGAGACUUGAAUUUCAUGUUCCUUUCUUUGUGUGACAUUUAAAUCGAAUGAAUUUACGAAUAUUGAAUUGUACCUGAGCUAAAAAUCUUCCGGGAUCUUUUUGUUUUUUUUCCCAACUGUAUGUAAUCCGGUUGAUGAGAAUCAUUUAACUUAUUUCGUUUCCUUUUUAAUUUUAUUUUGACACGAGUUUUAUACAUUAAAACUUUAAGUUUAGCAUGGUUGUUCCUAUAAUUUACCAUUUUCUGGUGACAACAGUUUGUCACAUAAUGUAGUGAUGUCGAUGCGACUGAGUAUUAGAUUUUAACAACACAAACUUGUAAGUUAUUCAUUCAAAACUGAGCUCAUAUUUUAUAAUAUCUGCAAGCCUUAACUUCAUUCUGUAUUUUCAUUUGAGUCCUUGCUUUUCUGUGACUAUGAGAUUGUUGGUUUGCAGGUGUUACUUUAAAUGAUGUGUCCUCAUUUCAUUUUAAGUAAAUUCCACUAGAUUAUAGUUAAAAUAUUGACUUUUUUUUUAAAGAUAAUUUUGUUUUGUACUUAAAUUUUGAUAGGUACAAAUAAUGUAAUUCGCGUGUCGUAAUACCGAACGCAUGUGAUUGAGAAUGUGUACCUUGAUGUGUGUGAUAAACUUGACUGAUUAUUGAUUAAUCCUCUAAUAAUUUGUGUAAAAUAAGUGUUUAAAAUGUUUAUUUUUUUCAAGAAUACACGUUAUUUGCUCGAAAAAUUGUUCACCUAAUCAAUAAAUUGCUGUGACGAGAGGAAUUUUAA
Messenger RNA from Bemisia tabaci, 3360 nucleotides. RefSeq lists its product as uncharacterized. NCBI's taxonomy places the organism in Eukaryota, Metazoa, Arthropoda, Insecta, Hemiptera, Aleyrodidae. The record is from RefSeq and is a predicted model, not a curated record.